AUGCUUUUAAUCAGAGCCUUUAACAUAUGCCGAGCGAGUGUACGCAAUUUCUCGCCUGUCAAGUGCCUGUGGCGUGAGACUUCCCUCCUGGCUCUGUCACAUUUACGUCAUGGACUCGCGCGAUGCGGCAUAAUUCCAUCCGGCUCCGUCCUGCUUUCUGCCAACUACCUACAGUAUUUCAAGAACAAACGAAACAACAAUGCCGCAAGAUGA
Messenger RNA from Pochonia chlamydosporia 170, 213 nucleotides. RefSeq lists its product as hypothetical. The record is from RefSeq and is a predicted model, not a curated record. Lineage: Eukaryota; Fungi; Ascomycota; Sordariomycetes; Hypocreales; Clavicipitaceae. Bases 1 to 213 code for a protein of 70 amino acids. The transcript has a single exon.